GUCAGAUUGUUUAAUUCGACGUUCCAGAAACGAGCAUGACGUCCGCUGAAUUAAGAAAGAUACACAAGCCGCUUAUCGAAAAGAAAAGACGGGAGAGGAUCAACUCGUCCUUAGAACAGUUAAAGAUGAUAGUGCUGGAAUCAUUGCAAAAAGAUCCCUCUCAGUAUUCGAAAUUGGAAAAGGCCGAUAUCUUAGAAAUGACAGUCAAGUAUUUAAGGAGCGUUCAUACUCAAAGAAAUUUAACCGGAACGCCGACAUCAGCAACAAGUUGGAGGGACGGCGAUGCAGUUAGUAAAUAUAGGGCAGGAUUUGCUGAAUGCCUACAAGAGGUCAACCACUGCCUCACAUCCAUAAAGGGUUUGACGUCCGAAUCGCACGCGCAGCUAAUGGCCCAUCUGGCCAACUGCCUUCGCCAGACGGAACGGCUCACCCCCUGCUAUUCGGGCGUUAUCACCCCGCCCGUUGAGUCUCCCCGACCAGCACCUUACUUCGUCCCUAUACAACCAGCAAAUCGUACCUCGGAAUCCGAAGUUAUACCCAAAAGGCCCACAGUCACAAAGAGACGAAGAUCCAGACCUGCCUCACUUCCGGAAAUCCCAAAUGAAUCCUCCCCCCAGGCACUAAGAAGGCAAUCGGCCAGUGUUCAACCAUCCUGCUGGAGGCCUUGGUAGUAUUACAGACUUUUAUGCAUAGAGAAGAAAAGAAAAUACCCCUACCUGUAAAUUGGUGACGUAAGACCAGGUGCGGCAGGUAGUAUGCAAUAAGACCGAGGGACCGUUUCUUACGUAAGACUGCAUGUGUACUGUAUAUAUACUGUCUGUUGAGGCGGGAUAUUUUUGUAUGUAUAAGUGUGUUGUAUAUAUGUACGUUUAUACUCCAAACACACUCUUACCAAUGCUUAAUUAACUCUUUGUUUUGUUUUUAUUAAAUUGAAAAGAGUAAUUAGCGAACGUUUUCGCGCGACUUUUUUUUAUAUUUGUUUACUCGUUAGACGCUGCAAUUGACUUGCCAGCGAAGGUAAAAUGCCAGCCAGACGUGUUCACCAAACGAUAAAUGUUUUUAUGAGCGUCAUCUAUCGGA
This is a messenger RNA of Dimorphilus gyrociliatus, 1080 nucleotides long. The record is from the annotation of a GenBank genome assembly. Lineage: Eukaryota; Metazoa; Annelida; Polychaeta; Dinophilidae.